Messenger RNA from Tigriopus californicus, 1421 nucleotides. Its product is annotated as gamma-glutamyl hydrolase-like. The record is from RefSeq and is a predicted model, not a curated record. The transcript is spliced from 4 exons. Bases 407 to 1396 code for a protein of 329 amino acids. Gene Ontology annotation, cellular component: vacuole. Gene Ontology annotation, molecular function: gamma-glutamyl-peptidase activity. Gene Ontology annotation, biological process: tetrahydrofolylpolyglutamate metabolic process. NCBI's taxonomy places the organism in Eukaryota, Metazoa, Arthropoda, Copepoda, Harpacticoida, Harpacticidae.
UUCAAAUUUCAUGUCCUCUUUCUCAAACGACUCUACUAAUGAUUUGAAAGCUGAAACCAGGGCUGAAUCGCAUUUGCUCCUGAACAAUCGCUUCUGCGACCCUGAGUAAAAAGUUCUGUCUCAACGCUUCCACUAAACCAUUAAGUGCAAAGCAACUGAUGCUCAAUUCUUUCCUAUACUGUCGUUGUCAAUGAAAUGUCCUCCACGUCCAUUUAAUUUAGGACAUCUGCUCGCUUUUAAAGUCAUCUUCGGGUCAGGAUUGUUAGGGACAAAUCAAAUGUGGUCAAUGAGGUUCUUCGGCACGUGAUGAUGCCUCUGAUUUCGAAACCGGCUUUUCCAUCAGAAUAGCAAUGUUUUGGCUGUUCAUCAUCUCAUUGCUCACAUCUCACAUUUGAAUUCAAGGAGAAUGAGGUACCUCCUAAUCCUCGUUAGUUUGGGUCUUUUUCAAUGUGUCGACCUUAGUGCUUUUCUUUCAACCCUUCAAUUGAAAAGGUUGUUCAAGGACAAUAUUCUCACGGAUCGCCCCGUUAUCGGGGUCUUGGCUCAAGAGCUCACUUCGGAGCUGAAGGCGCUGUUCCCUCAACAUAAAUCCUACCUCCUGUCCAGCUAUGUCAAGUUUAUGGAACAAGCUGGAGCUCAAGUGGUCCCAAUCAUGAUUGAUCGGAGCGAUGACUACUAUGAGAAGCUGUUCAGCUCGAUUAAUGGAUUCGUUUUGCCGGGGGGAGAGGUGAAUAUAUCGAAUUCGGGUUACCAGAGAGCUGCCAAGAGGAUCUUCCACUUGGCCACCAACAGGGGCGAAUAUUUUCCCAUUUGGGGCACAUGCUUGGGAUUUGAGCAACUCACCCUACUCUCUGACAGCAUGAGGGACAGUUUGGUGGAUUGCGCCAGUGAAGAUCGAGCUCGACCCUUGCAUUUCAAUUAUCAGGCUUUUUCAACCAGUCACAUGGGACAAGCUAUGCCUGGCGACGUCCUCAAAAUCUUGGCCACCCAAGCGUCCACGGUGAACUUCCAUUCCAAAUGUUUGACUCCGGACAACUUUGAACGAUUCAAAUUGGGCAAAUUCUGGCAAGUACUCGCCACCAAUAGGGAUGACAACAAUUUGGGGUUCAUUUCACUCAUGGAGUCUAUCCACUUUCCGAUUUGGGGCUCUCAGUUCCAUCCGGAGAAGAACGCUUACGAAUGGAGUCAUCGACGGAAGAACAUCCCUCACGAUCGAGCAUCCAUUGAAUCCGUGGCAUUUUUUGCCAAUUUCUUCGUGCACGAAUGCCGAAAGAACGGGCAUCAUUUCUCUGACCGAGCCUCGGAAGACAAGCACUUGAUCUACAACUACAACCCGGUGUUCACGGGCACUCGCACUAUUGAUAGCCAAUUCACGCAAACCUACAUAUUUUACUAACUUUAAUAAAUGAUCUGUCUGGUAA